AUGUCUACCAGCAUUGCGCAAGUUCCUUUCGACAAUUCGAGUGAUGAGAAUGUCUUUCACACCUCAGAGAGACAAGGAAAGACGGCGGCAAAGGAUACAAUUAUUCCUUUCAUAGCUGAUCUUGAGGGAGAAGGAAUCGAGGUCGUGAAACAGAGAAUAACAGAGAAAGCCGAAGCUGUUGAACUCAUUCCCACGGAAGCUUUUCAAUGGAAUGUUGAGGGUGGCCAAUCACCUUUUCCUGAGGUUGCUGCUUGCGUACCGAAUAAAGAUGAUCCGAGUAUCCCAUGUAGUACGUUUCGUGCAUGGUUUCUCACCACUGUCUUUGUGAUCCUCUUUGCUGGCGCCAAUCAAUUCUUCGCUUUACGCUAUCCUUCCCUUACUAUCGGAUAUGUCGUAGCACAAUUGUUAGUGUUCCCCAUUGGACGAGCAUGGGAGAAGUUACCUCGAUGGAGACUACCACUGGGUUCCUUGUCCUUUGACAUUAAUCCCGGGCCCUUUUCCAUAAAAGAACACUCCCUCAUUGUCAUUUGCGUGAACAUUAGUGCGAGCGCUGCCUAUGCCACAGGUGCCCUCGUAGCAAUUGUCAGUCCCGUCUUCUGGGACCACGAUAACGGAGCAGGUUUCUCAUUCCUAUUCCUCCUCACCACGCAAAUGCUUGGAUUUGGUCUUGCCGGUAUGGCCCGUCGAUGGCUCGUUUACCCUGCAGCUCUCAUUUGGCCUUCAUCAUUAGCAUCGACGGUUCUCUUCCGGACUUUACAUGAACCGCAGGAGCACUUUUCCGCAAAUGGCUGGACGAUAUCCCGGUAUCGAUUUUUCUCCUACUUCACCAUCUUUGCGUUUGUGAUUUUCUGGUUUCCCGAUUACCUAUGGACGAGUCUAAGUACAUUCUCCUUCAUCACUUGGAUCGUUCCGCACAAUCAAAUUGUCAAUACUAUCUUUGGGAUGAAUUCUGGUCUUGGGUUACUGCCCAUUAGUUUUGAUUGGACGCAGAUUACAUAUGCUGGUACUCCCCUCACGACACCUUUCUACAUUACAUGCAAUGCCUUUGCCGUUGUAGUGAUCUUUUAUCUAUUUCUAUCCCCUAUCUUGUAUUACAGCAAUGUUUGGAAUAGUGGCUAUCUACCAUUACUCUCCUCAGGUACCUUCGACAAUACAGGCGGCACUUAUAAUAUCACACGGGUUGUGGAUGAGAAUUUGGAAUUUGUCCUCGGUAAGUAUGAAGAGUACUCGCCGAUGUAUAUCUCCAUGUCAUAUACAUUAUCAUACGCCCUAUCCUUUGCGGCCGUCACCGCCAUCAUCUUCCACACCUAUCUCUACAACGGAAAGGAAAUCUGGGCCAAAUUUAAAAAUUCUCGAUCUGGAGGCGAGGACAUUCACAAACGGCUCAUGAAUCACUACCAAGAAGUACCCGACUGGUGGUACGGCGUCCUAACCCUCAUCGUCAUCGGACUCGGCAUCUUCACCGUCCAGUACUGGGAUUCCGGGCUACCGGUCUGGGGCUUCAUCGUCGUAUGCUGCGGCAUGGGCGUGCUCCUCAUCAUACCCGACGGCAUUCUCGAAGGCACAACCAAUCAGCGCGUCUUCCUCAACAUCAUCGCCGAGCUCAUUGCCGGGUAUGCGUGGCCCGGAAAACCCAUUGCCAACAUGAUGGUGAAAUGCUACGGAUACAACUCCGUCAAACACGGCAUGGAUUUCGCGCAAGAUCUCAAGCUUGGACAAUACAUGAAGAUACCGCCACGGGUACUCUUCGUUGGACAAAUCUACGCCUCUGUGCUGGCGACUGCUACACAGACGGGUGUAUUGCGCUGGAUGCUUAGCAACAUUCCCAAUCUGUGCAGCUCGAAAAACACACAGCGGUUUACGUGUGCCGGGUCGAAAGUCGUGUAUAAUGCGUCGCUGAUCUGGGGGACGAUUGGUCCUCAGCGUAUGUUUCAGGCGGGUCAGACAUACAACAGUAUUAUGUAUUUUUUCUUUAUUGGACCUAUUGUUACCAUUGCCGUCUACUACAUUUAUCGUAGGUACCCUAAGAGCUGGGUGCGGUAUAUCAACGUUCCUGUAUUUUUCAACGCGGCGGGUAAUAUUCCGCCUGCGAAUACGACGCAGUAUUCGCUGUGGUUUAUAUUUGGAUUUCUAUUCAAUUUCCUCAUUCGCAAACGUGCGUUUGCGUGGUGGAAACGAUAUAAUUAUCUCCUCCAAGCAGCCAUGGACACCGGCACCGCACUCGCCACUGUAAUAAUAUUUUUCGCACUAACCUACAACCGCAUAACACUUACAUGGUGGGGAAAUACCGUUGGAUCCAACACCGACGAUGCUAAUUCGGUGCCUUACCUUACUGUUGGUGCUGGCGAGCAUUUUGGUAAGGGGAAGGGGCAGUUUUAA
This is a messenger RNA of Sclerotinia borealis F-4128, 2379 nucleotides long. The record is from the annotation of a GenBank genome assembly. Lineage: Eukaryota; Fungi; Ascomycota; Leotiomycetes; Helotiales; Sclerotiniaceae.